Messenger RNA from Pistacia vera, 1018 nucleotides. RefSeq names its product E3 ubiquitin-protein ligase PRT1-like. The record is from RefSeq and is a predicted model, not a curated record. Bases 191 to 1018 code for a protein of 275 amino acids. Gene Ontology annotation, molecular function: zinc ion binding; ubiquitin protein ligase activity. NCBI's taxonomy places the organism in Eukaryota, Viridiplantae, Streptophyta, Magnoliopsida, Sapindales, Anacardiaceae. The transcript has 5 exons. Gene Ontology annotation, biological process: proteasome-mediated ubiquitin-dependent protein catabolic process.
GGAGAAGAAAGGAAAAUUGGCAUCUUCUCAUCACAGAUUGAUAACCAUGGAUGUGAACUACUUGUUAAUACAAAAGUUGAUCAUUUCGAAGAUUCAGCAAAUUCCUCUACUGCAGUUUCUGCGUCUGCUAGUAAAGUUGGAAUUCUUCAAUAUAUGGAGCAAUUGGAGUCUGUUUCACUGAUUUUAAAUAAUGGCACCCCUAUUUCCAAACAAAACUCUGUUAGAACUGUUGCUGCAAUUAAAAAAAAGUUCCCUGAAAACAAGCUUAACAAAUUGCAAGCAGAUUUCAAUUGCUGAUGUAAAAUGUACUGCCUGCAAGCAGCUGCUUUUUAAUCCGGUGGUUCUUAACUGUGGCCAUGUAUACUGUGAAACUUGUAUCAUCAAACCAACUAAUGAGAAGCUCAUGUGUCAAGUUUGUCAAUGCUUGAAUCCAGGGGGACUUCCAAAAGUUUGUUUGGAGCUCAAUCAAUUUUUAGAUGAGCAACUUUGCAAAGAAUAUGCAGCAAGAAGAGAUGUUGUUGAGCUCACAAAAGCCCUAAGGAAGCAUGAAAGCACUACAAUGUGUUGCAUGAAAUCUGGUAAACUCCGGUCCCUAGUGAAUUCUGGAGAAGAUAUAACAUGGUGGGCAGACCUGCACCCAGCGGUUCAUGUUAAAUUUGGUUGUGAUUCUUGUGGGAUGUUUCCAAUAAUUGGGGAAAGAUACAAGUGCAUAGAUUGUGUGGAAGCUGUUGGCUUCGAUCUUUGUGGGCAUUGUUACCAUACUAGGUCCAUCAUUCCAGGACGGUUCAAUCAGCAGCAUACCCGGUUGGAGCUUGUGAAACCAAAAAAUAUUCACGAUAUGAUGGGUGAAGUUUUUAAGUUUUGGAUAUUUUUGACUUGUUCUGAGGAGUUUGGAGUACCGAUUUUUAGAAUAGGCGUGAAUUUUGGUAUUCCUGGUGGCUUUCCGGCAAGCUGGCUGGUUUUUUUGGUGUUUCUCUGGAUAUUUUGGAUGGAAUUUGGGAAGGCGAAGUCGGGUUAA